Marchantia polymorpha subsp. ruderalis is the source of this 1191-nucleotide messenger RNA. The record is from the annotation of a GenBank genome assembly. NCBI's taxonomy places the organism in Eukaryota, Viridiplantae, Streptophyta, Marchantiopsida, Marchantiales, Marchantiaceae.
AUGUCAAGACCAGUGGAAGGAACGAUAAUUGUCGGAGCCGGGACGUCAGGUCUUGCUGCCGCCGCAUGCCUCAGAGAAAGAGGCGUUCCAAUAACCUUGCUGGAGAAGUCCGGUUGCUUAGGCUCGAUCUGGAAGGAGAGGACAUAUGAUCGCUUGCAUCUUCACACUCCAAAGGAUUUUUGGAUCAUCUGCAUGAAUAUGUGGAAGCGUUUUGAUAUAAAACCCAUUAACAGUACACAUGUGGACAGCGUACAAUACGAUGAAAAUUCUAAGGUCUGGCGUGUUACCUCCCAAGGUUUCUCAUCUAGCAAUGAAAUCGAGAAGGCCGAGUAUACGGUCCGCUGGUUGAUUGUCGCAUCACGGGAGAAUGCUGAGAUUGUCAUGCCCAAACUCCCAGGGAUGAAAACUUAUAGUAGGAGCAUUCUGCACUCGAGAAAUUAUAAGUACGGUUCAGAGUACGUGGAUAAGAGGGUGCUCGUAGUCGGUUGUGGAAACUCAGGGAUGGAGAUUGCACUAGACCUUGCCAACUUAAACGCCAAACCAAAAGUCGAUUGUGUGAAAUGUGUGAUACAGGUGCACGUUCUUCCAUGGGACAUUGUCGGAGCUUCAACCUUCGUGGUGGCUAUGCGACUUUCGAAAGCCUUGCCUCUUUGGCUGACUGAUUGGCUGCUUGUAUUUGGCACGUGGCUGACAUUGGGCAACCUGGCGAGAUACGGACUAAAGAGGCCCAUCGAAGGGAAUCUACAGCUCAAGCAGAAAACGGGGAAGACUCAUGUUUUGGACGUGGGGACGGUCAAUCAGAUUAAGAAUGGUCACAUUGAGCUAGACAAUGCAUAUGUUGUAGCACUUAUGACCUCUGGGGUCCGAUUCAAGAAUGGGGAGUUCGAAUCAUACGAUGCAAUAAUCUUCGCAACAGGAUAUCGAAGCAAUGUUCCGAUGUGGCUAAAGGUGGCAAGCUGGUCCAUACGUGAAGACUUUGUGAAAACUGUAUCUAACUGUUGCAACGUGUUUUAUUAUACAGAUAUUUCUCUUAACCAUCAUGAUUAUUUUCCUAGUGCUUCAAUGCGUGAUGGAUGGAAAGGAGAGAGGGUAUUGUAUGCCAUCGGAUUCACGAAGAAGGGACUUGUUGGAACUUUCAUUGUAUUUCACAGACGCCACGAAUAUCGCCGAAGACAUCGGGAGAGCUUAUGA